Molecule: messenger RNA, 1529 nt
Organism: Leucoraja erinaceus (little skate)
Lineage: Eukaryota; Metazoa; Chordata; Chondrichthyes; Rajiformes; Rajidae
Gene: dffb
Product: DNA fragmentation factor, beta polypeptide (caspase-activated DNase)
Exons: 7
Coding region: 80-994 (304 amino acids)
Biological process (GO): apoptotic DNA fragmentation; apoptotic process
Cellular component (GO): cytoplasm; nucleus
Molecular function (GO): DNA endonuclease activity
Source: RefSeq, a predicted model, not a curated record
AACCAGCAUCUGCAGCCUGGUUCCCGCCGCGCGCGCACACACACAGGCGCUCCCGCCAACUCCGCCCCAGAACGAAGUCAUGGACGGCAAACCAUUCAGAGUGACCAACACAAGCGGGGACGGUCCGUAUGGAGUGGUAGCCAGCAACCUGAAGGAGUUGGUGCAAGAGGGCUGUGAUAAAUUGAAGCUGUCAGAGGACGGUUGUCGUGUAUGCCUUUUUGAAGAUGGGACGGAAGUUGAUGAACGUUAUUUUCUUGCUUUGGAUCGUAACUGUAAGCUCGUCAUUCUGCAAAAAGGGCAGGAGUGGAAAGGAGAGAUGUUUAACAUUUUCGAUAAAUUUGUGGAGACCUUUUAUGAGGACAAUGAUGCACUAGCUACACUCACAAAUGAAGUGUCAUCACCCAAGAAAAGGAAGUUCCUGGAGAAUUUUAUUCCAAUAUGUCAGGAAAAUAUUUCAGCUGAAAAACGGGAGGAGGAUCCAAGGUGGUUUGAAGAUCUGAACAAGCGAUUCAAAACUAAAUCACAGUACAUGAAAUCCAUCUGUGGCCAGCGAAUGCGAAAUUAUCUUCCGAAGGAUUUUGAAAAAGAAAAAGAAAUAGAAAUUAAGGAUAAAUUAAAGGAAAUGCUUAAAGGGAAUAAUCACAAUGAAUCAUACUUUGACAGGACAGAUGAACAGAAAUGUAUUUGUGAUAGCAGUGGACUUUUUACUUGCCAGGGGCCGUUUGAUAAACAAACUUGUGGGUCUGAGCAUUCAAUCAAUCCGUACCGUUGCAAGGAACACAGAAUUAUGUUUAGAAGUUGGAAUUUCGAUCACAAGAAAGAGAGAUCCGUUAUUAUUUCAAAUAUCAUUAAUGCUGCUGAAAAUAUGGAGAAUAACAAUACCAAAGUUAACGAUACCGAAGUUUUACAAUUCUACGAAGAAUUGUUUACCAUGAAAAAUCUGAAGUUCGUUUACAUUGUCUGUCACGAAUUAACCAAGCAUAAUAUUCCUUAAUGAUUUAUCUCUGACCUGUAAGCUAACUUUAAGAAAUCAUGUAACGAAUGCAAAUUAUUUGUUGGCUUGAUCAUUUUAUCAUUGAUUGAUUGCUUUUGAAGGCAGAUUAAUUUUAAACAGAUCUGAAUUUCUGAGGCAGAUUAUUUUUAAACACAGCUGAAUUAAAGACAAUUAUAUCUCAUAGCAUAAUAUUAAUACAGUAUCAUAAAAAUGGCAGAUGUGUGUAGUGUGGUGGUUAAAUGACUGGAAUAGCAGCAGAAUACAGAGACAGCUGUGGUAGCUGAAGGUUUUAAAUUUGGGUAAAUAAAUUUGGAGUGAAAGGUAAACUGGUAACUAUGAGAUUACUGUUCAUUAAUGCCUUUCAAGGAAGGAAAUCUGUUGGGUUCAUCUAAACUGGCCUAUAGUAUGUGAUUCCAGAUCCACUAAUGUGGUUGGUUUUUAACCGCCUCUACAGUUCAAUGGCAAUCUGUGAUGGACAAUAAUUGUGGAAAUAGGCAAUCAUGUUCACAUCCGAUGAAUAAAUGGAUUAAAAUAA